ACUAGCGGAUUCAUGAAACAUUCUAUGCGCAAUGCUCAGACUAUUAUUAUUUGUGACAAUAUUCUGUGACAAAACCUCUAAAGUAUGGAUGAUUUCGCAAGUAAGUGCGAUUUUGAGACAGAAUUUCACAACUCUAGUUCAGUUUGGGGAAAAGUCUUGGCUGUCGCUGCUCGAAAGAUAUUUUUAUUGGGAAAUUUAAUCGUUAUGGCUGAGGGAAAUAACCCAUCUGUACCCAAGAAAAAGCGUCCAACGGAUCGAGGUCCUCAGUUCUCGUUCAACAUAGAAGUUCCUCGAACUCAGGAGAGCAGACUUCUCGGCAUCAAAGACCGCAUAAAGAUGGCCAGAGGCUCGUUGAAUCUCACAAAAGCGACCACAAGCACACAGAAUGCAGAUUUAAUGGAAGCUCUUCUGUUAGCUUUUGAGGAGAAAAUUGAGAGGAAACGACUGACAUCGAGCGAUCUGAGCUUAUCAUCAACGGGAAGUCCGAACCCCUCUCUUCUCUCUACACCAUCCACAACUGCACGGUUUUCGAUUCCUUCAGCUUCUUCUACUCCAUCUUCGCGUAUUUCUUUGCCUUUCAGUGAUCCUUUUUCUCCAAUUUCUCUUCCACAAGCAGAACGUACGCCACAAAGAAUGCAAAUCACUGCAUCUUCAGCAGAGAACGACUCCAUAUAUCUCUGCAGCGAAGAAUCUCUGCGAACUCUGUUUUCUUUUUUCUGUAAUACGCUAUCGACAUCAUGUUGUUAUUGUGGAAAACCCCUCGAUUGCGAAUCACUUGUCUUCAAUCGACAGAGUCAUGUCGUGUCAGUGACAAUUUCAUGCGUUGGUGGAGAUUCUUUCAAGUGGCUCUCCUCCCCCAUCAUGGGAGGAUCUCCUCCAAAGUACUAUGUAAAUUUGAGAUUGAUUCAUGGAGUAUUGUCCUGUGGCUUGACAGAGACACAAUACACAAGUUUCUGUCAAGCAGCCAACAUCGGGUCAGAGGGAGAAAAGACCUUCGACACAGUCUUGAAAAAGCUUGGUUACUUGACAGUCGUGAAGAGGGUUUCCAAUGAGUCGAUGUUGGCUGCUCAAGAACAAGUGAAGAGUAACCCUGCAUAUGCUGUGAAUGGAGAGUGUGUUAUAACAGAUGCAAGGCAUGAUUCCAGUCGAUCAGCAGCACACACAACAGUGUCAGCCCUUUCUUUCUCGACCAAAAAGGUGUUAGCAGUUGUCAACUGGAGUAAGGCCAAUGAAACUUCAGCAGUAAGCCGUGAGGUCCCUAUGACAAAAGAGCUGUUGACUUAUCUCUGUGAGACACAAGGGUUCCAUGUUGCAGAGGUGGCACAUGACUUUGUAUUACAGCUAAAAACAUGGAUCUUGUCAAAAGGAAUGCUUAAUUCCUUUGACUCUUGGCAUGGUGCAAAGUCUGUGACUAAAGCAAUGAAGAAAGUUGCCUCAGGACCACAGAGGGAUGAGGGCUCAAAGUGGUUUUUUGAAUUGUCCGACAAAAUGAAAAGUACAAGGACUCAUGUGUACUUCUGCAUGAAGAACAGUCCACCCACUGAAGAAGAAUUUCAGGGUACACUGUUGAAUGUAGUUGACCAUUACCAGGGUAAUCAUGUCAGAUGCCAUGCAGAGUCACGGUGCAAGCAGAAUGGCUAUGUGAUGAGCAAAAGACUGUUAACUAAACCUGAAGCAGUAGCUGCCUACAGGAAAGCCAUUAUGAGCACUUCAAUUUAUAGGCAUGCAUCAGACUACAUGCGGUGCAGGGAAACAUAUUGGAUUGAGUCUCUCCAUUCAGUGAUGCUCAUUUAUGCUGCAAAGCGGAUUCAUUAUGGGGAUGACUCAUACAACAUGCGCAUGGAGUUAGCCAUUCUUGAUUGGAAUGAAAAUGUGAAUCGAGAAGCAUCGUCUCUACAGAUGUACCAACAUGCCAGGCAUCCAAAUCGCUUGGCAGAGACCAGGGUGCUUACUUCAAAGACAUUUCAUUUCAGAGAAACUAUCUGGUCUACCUUUUUUAAUAUAAACAAAUGAUGUCUCAUCUGUUUUCCAUUGCACCACAGUUUCUGUGAUAAUUACAACUAGGAGCCCAAAUGUCCUGUAAAAUAUGUGAGGUCAUUAGGGAGGACCAAUUCUACCAACUGCUGGUACUAAGUGAUGAAAACAUGAGUAUGAGGUUUGACACUAGAUAUUUUCCAAGCAGACUCAUUAUCUGUUACUUUUCUCUGCACUGUAUAUCUUUUCCUAACUUAUAGGAAAGUCACUAUAAUUUGCUGUGUGGACAUUAUAAAAUGGACCAUAAACAAUUUGGUGCUUGGGCUCUCUUUGACAUGGGUAUUUGAAUGAGAAUUUUAUUAUUCCCUUUUAUGCCCCAUAUAGGGAAUACCAGGAGGGUUAGGAAACCUUGACCUCACAUCUUUUAUAACACAAUUGGGCAUCCUUUCCCGCACAGCAUUAACGUGGUCCCCCAGUUCGACUUUUCUAGCCUGAUAAAUAGGGUCUUUCCAGAGCCCACAUUUGUUCAAUGCUC
This is a messenger RNA of Pocillopora verrucosa, 2509 nucleotides long. NCBI's taxonomy places the organism in Eukaryota, Metazoa, Cnidaria, Anthozoa, Scleractinia, Pocilloporidae. The record is from RefSeq and is a predicted model, not a curated record.